Messenger RNA from Lentinula edodes (shiitake mushroom), 585 nucleotides. RefSeq lists its product as uncharacterized. The coding region runs from base 1 to 585 and encodes 194 amino acids. The record is from RefSeq and is a predicted model, not a curated record. The transcript has 4 exons. Lineage: Eukaryota; Fungi; Basidiomycota; Agaricomycetes; Agaricales; Omphalotaceae.
AUGGUCAAUUCAUGCUCUAUUCUCACUGCCCUUCUCGUCGUCGGGACUGUUGUACUCGCUGUCCCUAUCGUCCCUGAGGGUAUUGCCAGUACUGGGAUGUCUGAAGGCAUCGGAUUUCAGCCAAGAAGCAGAAGCAUGGAUCCAGGAUACAGCGAACCCGGUCUCCCAAUCAGAACGAGGCAGCAUGAUGAUAUUUCACGAGGACCCCCAGCUGCUGAAGGCAGGCCUGGUCCACAACCAUCAAGGUCAUUUCAACGUCGUGAUCCCAAAGGCAUAGCUCAUCAGGAAAUGCUGGACUACGUCAAGAAGUACCCAGUACUUCCCCCGAAAUACAAACAGAUAGUGGAACAAGUUGACCAUAUGAUGCAUACAGGAAAAUCCGAUUCUCAUCCAGACAAAACGACUGCUGCUUUUCAAAAUAUCCUCAAAGUAGGCUCCAUGUACGAACUUAUCAAGAUGUACAUAGAGCAGAAUGGUCCGAGUGGGACUAGUCCUAUAAAACUGGAAAGAAUUCGUGGCGGUUUUGAGAGAGGGGAAGAUUUGGAUGUACUCGCACGUAUAGCAAAUACACCAAACUCGGAAUAA